Drosophila erecta is the source of this 2081-nucleotide messenger RNA. Its product is annotated as putative protein TPRXL. The transcript is spliced from 4 exons. The record is from RefSeq and is a predicted model, not a curated record. The coding region runs from base 305 to 1420 and encodes 371 amino acids. Lineage: Eukaryota; Metazoa; Arthropoda; Insecta; Diptera; Drosophilidae.
GCUGCCGGCGUACACAGCGCGCUUUGUCUCGAGCUUUAGUCGCUUGUGUGUGAUAAAAUCACGUUAGUAAUCAAUUGCAGGCCCAACAGCCCAGACCACAAAGAGAAGCAGUCGCAGUCAGUCGCACCACCGAUCCACGAUCCACUGAUCCACCGAUCCACGCAAUUGUUGCAGUUUCUUUUUUUUAGAAAAAAAAGAAAUAUAUUUUUUUUUGGGCUGUUUACAUUUUGGCCAAAACGCCACACCCACACACACUCCCACGUCCCGCUCACACACACACACGCGCGCACGCGACAGAGACAGCAUGAGCCAGCCAAGCAGACAGCACAUCCUGGCGCUCCUGAUCCUCGGCAGCGCCGCCUGCCUCAUCACCGCCGUACCGCUCCCGCAGCCCGCGAACGGCAACUCCGAGCUGGACGUGCUCCAAAUCCCGCUCGCCAAUGGCAAGGAAAUCGAUGUCUUGACAUUGGGCGCCAAAGACCAAGAAUCAUUGAUAGCCGAUCGCAACAAACGAACGAUUGGACUGCUGCGCGAACUUUUCCCCGACAUCACCAAGGAAAUCGACUCCAUAGUAAAUCGAAUUAUAGCCCAGGUAAUUCGGGUGGCCGGUCCUGGUCUUCUCAAUAGCAUAUUGGCCGGAAAUCGCGGUGGUGCGGGUGGUGCAGCCGGUGGCAGUACAACGCCGGCUAGCGAUUUCGAUGCCGAUUUCGAUGCGGACUUUGACGAGGAUGACGAUGUGGCGCCAUCGAGUAGUCCGGCCACACGGAGUGCAGGCGGUGCACCACCGAGCAGCAGCAACGAGGUGGAGGAAAGCCGGCGGGUGAAGAUUGAUUUGCCCACAUUUGCACCACAGUCGGGAGCAGGAGCUGAUGAAACGAAAGGUGAUGAAAGCCCAAUCAACAAUCAAGCAUCUUCAUCCCCAACAACAACCACCAGUCCCAGUAAUCCAACAACAACAACCACCACUAGUAGCACCACUGGUAGCACCACCAGUAGCACCACUAGUAGCACCAGUAGUACCUCCAGUACUACUAGCACGCCAGUGGAGGAUCUGCUCCAGUUGUUUCCGCGCUCCUUUGAGCCGGCAACAACCGCUGAGCCCCCGACAGCAGUAACAAUAACAACGACAAGAACAACCGUUUUACCUGCAACAACCACCACCACCACCACUACCACUUCUAGCACCACUGAUUUACCCCCACCAACUGAACCCACAACCACCAACAUUCUGUUUCCCACCAACAACAGCAUCGAUGAUCCACAAUUGCUAACCAUCAUAGCCGAUAUCAAUCGUUUAUUAAAUUCUACCAAUUAUUUUAUUACAACCAGAGAUAAUAUAACAACAUCAACAACAGCAACAACAACGGCCAAAACAAUUGACAACAACAACAUUACGAAAUUAUUGCCCGUCCUUGAUUGAGCAUUGAUAAAGACAACAACAAAUACAUAUACGAAAGGCAAACAAGGAUUUGAAAGCAACAACAACCACCACCACAACAAGAACAACAACACAUACGGCUGAAGAUGAAGAUGAAGAUGUAGAUGAAGAUGAAGAACAAGAGAGCACCAGCAAAACAUCAUUUAGAAAAAGCAUUUUUGACUUUGGAGAUAAGUCUCCAAGCCGAAUCGGUUCAAAAGCAGUUUGUAAAGUGGUUUCGGAAUUGGAUUUGGAAAAAUGUAUACUAUAAAAAGGUCGCCUAUCACUAAAUAAUUGUAAAAGUGCAAAUUACUAGAUGGUUUUCAAAAUCAAAACCACUUUCGAACAGCUUUGAGCCCUCGCAGCUACGCCCCGCACUCCACCAUCCCAUAUUCCGUAGAUCACACCCCUUGAAUCACAAACGUCAUUGUGUAUUUUCGAUGUGUCCCAUAGGCCCCAAAGUUCCUUCGCAUAUAGAAACCCCGACCAAACCCUUCACCAGAAACACCCGCAUUGUAUGUAACCCAAAACUGAAACACUGAAGCUAACUAAUCUCCCCUACCCUCCACUCCACUCCACUCCGCCCAAAACCACCUCCCCAAAACGAAAUGCACCUGCACCACCGAAUCUAAACUCGUGUACGCACCACUUCGAUUCGUGGUUG